AUGCGAGUCCUUGAAGGGGCGGUUGCUGCUGCUGCUGCUACAUCGUCAGUUCUACGAGUAUUCCAAGUUUCACCACCUCUCCUGGCGCCACCAGGCGUGCCACAGAACAGUCUGCUCAGCAAUGAACAGGGACAAUCAGUGGCAGCUGACUUCUGCAAACAUGGCUGUUUUGUCACUCAAACUCUAAUGGUCCAUUCCUUCGCCAACAGCUAUGGUGACCCGUUUAUUGGUUCUUAUACGCCGCCGGAAUGUUCUUUCAACCAUAUCACGUUGAAUCUCACUGUUGAAGCCGCCGGAAGACAAUUCGAUCGUCUGGCGGUGGCUUAUCUAGGAGAUGUCGAAAUCUGGCGGACGAGCACAGCUGAACCUACUCGUGCCGGCAUUAUAUGGACACACGUGAAAGACGUGUCUUAUCUCCUGUCUCUCUUUCUCGAGCCUCAACAGCUGGUCUUUGACCUUGGCAACCUGAUAAACGAAAAUUAUACUUCUCCCUUCAAUGUGACCUUGGAGGCGACGUUCUUUCAAUCAUCAACCACAACCGAUCCCGCGGAUAUCAUUGUUUCAGUUCCAGCCAGGCGGAGCGCUAUUAUCUCCGAGAAUCCUUCACACUAUCCCCAUGUUACAGUCGGAGACAGCAUCGUGCUGCCGCGAAAUGUGGAACGUGCGGUCUUCACAAUUGCCGCCACGGGUCAGAUGGACGAAGAGUUCUGGUAUUCCAACGUAUUCUCCUCGUACACCCAUACUUUCGGGCGAGAUCCCCUUCCCGGUCACUCACCAUUCCGGGAAAUCCAGCUCCUGAUUGAUGGGCAACUGGCAGGUGUUGUCUGGCCCUUUCCUAUAGUCUUCACUGGUGGCAUUGUGCCCGGUUUAUGGAGACCCGUUGUCGGAAUUGACGCAUUCGACAUCCGCGAAGAUGAAAUCGAUAUAACACCUUGGCUGCCCCUGCUGUGCGACGGGGAAAGCCACGUAUUUGAAAUCAGAGUGGUCGGCAUCGAUGACGACGGCAAAGGCAAGAGUCGGCUCUCUGAGACUGUGGGCAGUUAUUGGGUCAUUACAGGGAAGAUAUUCAUCUGGCUCGACCAGGCCGGAUCAGUUACAGCUGGAACAAUUCCUACCCUUCUUGCUCCUGUACCGUCCCUGGCGCUCUUCUCUGAGCUCGGUCUAGAUUCCAAUGGCACCAACCAGACGCUGACGAAUGUCAUCGACGUAACUCGCAACCUGAGCAUUUCCUCGCAAGUGGAGACCUCCAAAGGUAUCAAAACAGUUUCGUGGCGGCAAUCACUUACGUAUUCAAAUUGGGACUAUAUAUCCGACUUUGGUGUCAGACAAACGACAACACAGCAUAUCAAUGGCAGCGCAGUUUCGUCAGAAGGUUACUCCCGAGUCUUCAGCUACCCUCUUUGCGUGAACAGCACCGUUAUCGAGGAUAAAGCGGCUCAUACGCUCUUCAUUUCCGCCACUAUCAAUCGAGGACAAGAGGUCGAAGUCUACGGUCAAUUGGUGUUUCCUACCGGCCUAGAGCCGUUCAACCGCUCACUUGGGUUUCUCUUGGGGGAUUUCCAACGCCAUGAAGCGUUCGUGGGCAGUCGCUUGAGCACGACUCAGAAUGGAAGCGCCAUUUACUCCAGACACGAGAAUGUCUCCACUAGCCCUGCGACAACACAGCAGGAUCUUACAUUCUCCGGCAUUCCAGCUAGCGAUCCAGAAGCAGGAUCACAAAGACACGUAGAACUUUACCGCCGGCAUGUAAUUGCCGUCAACGACACGCUUGUUGAAGACCGGGCAACGCUCCAUGGCAGCAAGGCAAAUUUGCAUCUUUCAGCUAAGUCAAAUAGACAAGACAUGCGACCGGUCUGGCUGCAGUAA
Messenger RNA from Cladophialophora carrionii CBS 160.54, 1866 nucleotides. RefSeq lists its product as uncharacterized. The coding region runs from base 1 to 1866 and encodes 621 amino acids. The record is from RefSeq and is a predicted model, not a curated record. Lineage: Eukaryota; Fungi; Ascomycota; Eurotiomycetes; Chaetothyriales; Herpotrichiellaceae. The transcript has 4 exons.